CCCGUCCUCCCUUCCUCCCCUUUCCCCCCUCCUCCUUUCCUCCUCCCUUCCUCCUUUCCUCCUUUCCUCCCGUCCUCCUUUCCACCCGUCCUCCUUUCCUCCCGUCCUCCCUUCCUCCUUUCCUCCUUUCCUUCCUUCCUCCCCUCCUCCUCCCCUCCUCCCCUCCUCCUUUCCACCCGUCCUCCUUUCCUCCCUUCCUCCCGUCCUCCCUUCCUCCCCCGCUGCAGCUGAUGUCCUUUUCCACGCCAAGAUCAGGCUUCCUGGCUGUAUUUAGAUGUUUGCCGUUGUUCUGCAGGGUGGACUCCAUCAUGCUGGUGGAGGAGGGCUUCCAGAUGGUCAGCGUGGACGCCAGCGACAAGAUGCUGAAGUACGCUCUGAAGACUCGCUGGGACCGCAGGAAGGAGGCGGCGUUCGAUCAGUGGGUGAUCGAAGAAGCCAACUGGCUGACGUUACCUGAAGACAUCCAGAAACCUGGAGACGGCUACGACGCAGUCAUCUGCCUCGGGAACUCCUUCGCCCACCUGCCAGACUUUAAAGGGGACCAGAGUGAUCAGAAGCUGGCUCUCCACAACAUUGCCAGUAUGGUACGACCCGGUGGGGUACUCAUCAUCGACCACCGUAACUACGACUACAUCCUGGACACUGGCCGCGCGCCGCAGGGCAAAAAUAUUUACUACAAGAGCGACCUGACCCAAGACAUCAGUACCUCGGUUCUGUGGGUCGACAGCAAGCCCCACAUGAUCACUCUGGACUACACCAUCCAGGUGCCUCAGGCCGCCCUGCGUCACCUUCCUGAUGUCAGUAAGUUCCGACUGUCCUACUAUCCCCACCGCCUGGAGAACUUCUCUGAGCUCCUGAAGGACGCAUUCAAAGGCAAAAUGGAGCACACCGUCUAUGGAGACUUCAAGGCGUAUCGUCCGGGUCAGGCCCAGACGCCGUGCUACUUCAUCCACGUGUGUAAGAAGACGGCCUGACGGGACCGACCUCCGACCUCUGGAUGGAGGAAGGGGGUGGAUUUCAGUGGGUCAUGACAUGUUUAAGUUGACCUUUGGUUGGGCAGACAUGUUAGAGCAGCAACAGAUAAAGGUGCAUCAUCAUCUCUGGUUCUGCUGGUCUUCACGCCCUCCUCCAGCUCAUCCAUUGUCUUUAAGCUCAGCUGUUUCUAAGAUGUCUUCUGGACCGUUUCCUGCUUUUGCUUCUCCACUGCAGAUCUUAUUGAAGCUUUUAUUGGUCUGGUUUAAGACCGGUUUAAGAAGGAUUCCCCCCCUACCAGCCCCCAAGCGGGUUAAACAGCUGGUCCAGUUAACUUCCGCCUUAAAGAUCCAAUAUGUUUUAAAUCUACUUUCCUUUCCUCUGAGAUGGUAACAGUACAAACCUUUCCACAAAGCUCUGAGCUGGGCUGAACCGACCAAAACUCAACUUCCAGUGACCCCAUGACUGAAGCUGAUUCAUUUCCCAAAGAGCCUCUGUUCACAACCAAACUGGUCCAACACUGAGGGCAACUCAGGGAAAGUUGGUACCAAGAUGUGUCUGGCUGGACGGACCGCCGGCCGCGAUCAAAGUCCUUGUAUGAUUCAGUCUUCUGGUUGUUCUGGUGUUUAAUAAAAGGUUUUAAAUCAAAAA
This is a messenger RNA of Cyprinodon tularosa, 1623 nucleotides long. Its product is annotated as glycine N-methyltransferase-like. The annotation marks the transcript as partial. Gene Ontology annotation, biological process: protein homotetramerization; one-carbon metabolic process; S-adenosylmethionine metabolic process. The transcript has 6 exons. The record is from RefSeq and is a predicted model, not a curated record. Gene Ontology annotation, cellular component: cytosol. Gene Ontology annotation, molecular function: S-adenosyl-L-methionine binding; identical protein binding; glycine N-methyltransferase activity. Lineage: Eukaryota; Metazoa; Chordata; Actinopteri; Cyprinodontiformes; Cyprinodontidae.